Didymodactylos carnosus is the source of this 762-nucleotide messenger RNA. The record is from the annotation of a GenBank genome assembly. Lineage: Eukaryota; Metazoa; Rotifera; Eurotatoria; Philodinida; Philodinidae.
UUGGCAUAUUUAGAUGACGUGAUAAUUUAUUCUCGUACAUUUGAAGAGCAUUUAUUACACCUAGAAGAAAUUCUCAGUCGACUUACCGAAGCCAAUUUCCGCUUAAACAUCGACAAAUGUAACAUCGUGAAGCAAGCAAUCAAUUUUCUUGGUCAUCGUAUCGAGCAUGGAAAACUUAUGCCGGAUUCUGGGAAAAUACGCGGAUUGCUCGACACGAAACCACCAACAACAUCGAAAGAAGCUUAUCGAUUUGUUAAAGCGGCUGCAUACUAUCUGACAAUGAUUUGCAAGCGUUCAAUCACCUUAAACAAAUUGACCGCCGAUCUCAUUCUCCGAAUUCCGAAUGAAACCCGACCAUUUAAACUUCAAACCGAUGCGUCCGACAUAGGAAUUCAAGCUGUAUUGAAGAGGACCUAUCCGAAUGGCGAUCUACCCGUUACAUAUUUUUCCCAAAAAUUAUCGUCGACUCAAGCAAAAUGGUCCACUACCGAAAAAGAAUGUUAUGCAAUUUUGGCCGCAAUCGAAACAUGGCACAAAUAUCUGGAUGGACCUGAAUUUGUACUCGAAACUGAUCAUAAACCGCUAGUGCAGUUAAAUGUCAAAGCACAAAUUAAUGCAAAAUGUGAGCGGUGGACAAAUCUUCACACAUCGGUUGAUGGGACUCUUGAUUCAUCGGAAGACGUACAAGUUCAGAGCACCCGCAUACCGGUGGAUGGCUCCGAUGAACAAGUACGGCAAGCCGUCUCGAAUAAUCGUGAAUAA